GAGAGGGAGAAGGAAAGAGAAUAACGUCCUGAAGAAAGGAGACCCAGUGAAUGAACGUUUGGAAAGCUGUGCUGCCCCGGGAAAAGAACCAGCGUUUCAAAAACAAAGGACAGCGUCUUCACUUUGCGCCUGCAACAUCUACCAGCGUGUUUUUCAGACGGUACCAUGGCUGAGGGAAGUUGCUUUGGAGCAUUGUAGCCGUUUGGGAUGACCAGAUCCAGACCUUGCAUGAAAGAAGAAGAGGGGAAAGCAAAGAAUAAAGAAUCACGAAAGGAGGGGAAACAUCUGCUCUGAGAAGAUAAGAUCAGUGGCCCAUUUGGAUCUGAACAGGGAACCUGCUGGACCUUUCUCUUUGUAAGGAAAGGAAUUUAAACUCCCCAAUAUCAGUGCCCUGUCACUUGGAGGAGCUUGAAAGGGCUUCAACUAUUUUCAUUUUUUGUUCUUAUCAGUUGUUGGUACCAUCUCAGAAAGCCUUAACGCCAUGUGCCAAGUGAUUGUAACAUGCCGCUCCAUGCUCUGGACACUGCUCAGUAUUGUAGUGGCCUUUGCUGAGCUCAUUGCCUUCAUGAGCCCCGAUUGGUUGCUGGGAAUCCCUCAGUCGGACUCCAGUGUGAACGGGGCGGGAGUGGACUCUGGGGAGUACCGGCCAUCUCUUGGACUCUACAGCCGCUGCCUUCGUAUCGGGACCCGGGGAAUAGGGGUGAGCUGCGGGCCCUACGCCGGGACAUUUGCAGAAGUGGCCAGUGGCUUCUGGCAGGCUGCCAUGUUGUUUCUGGCAGCAGGGACGUUAGUAUUAGGAGGAGUGGCCUGCAUCUCCAUCUUCAGCCUGUGCUUCCAGAGCAUCCUUAAGAAAAGCAUAUUCAACAUCUGUGGACUGCUCCAGGCUAUUGCAGGCCUGUUGCUGAUGGUGGGCCUCAUGCUGUACCCUGCUGGUUGGGGUUCAGAGAAGGUGAUUGGCUACUGCGGCCCCGAGGCCUCGCCCUUUAAGCCAGCUCUGUGUUCUCUCGGCUGGGCGUUCUACGCAGCGAUCGGGGGAACGCUUUCAACGUUCCUGUGUGCUGUUUUGUCUGCACAGGCUGAGAUCGCCACCUCGAGCGAUAAGGUUCAGGAGGAGAUUGAGGAGGGGAAGAGUCUGAUCUGCUUGCUCUGAGCUUCCAGAAACCUUGGGAAACUCCAGGAAAUAUAAAGACAUCUGUACAUCUCAGUGGAGGGAGGACAUACAUUUCUCUAAGGGAUUUUCUUCAUGAUAGCCUGGAUAAAAUCAGCUGAUUAUUAAAAAGAUAGAAGUCUUUGUAACAGUUUUUUUAAUCGUUCGGCAUGGGGUUCUCUUCUCUAACUUGCUGGGGCCUGUCUGGUGAUACCAAGACAAAGGAAAAAAUGUACUGCUUCAGAUACCAAGAUACUGUUUGUUAAUGCCUGAAACAAACCACUGUAGUGAAAUAGCAGGAGAUUAGUUAAAGAAAUGAGUAGUAGAUAUGCCUUAAGUGUUAUUGUGAGCAGGUCAGUAAAACAGUGUGUAGGUUUGUAACGUCAUUAUAAUGUUCAUUCUCACGGUUCACCUGCAAACCUCAACAAGCCACUGAAUACUAACAGAUGUGUCCACUAAAACACCCAUCAACAGCUUGCAUAUGUUCUGUGUGUAUAUGUGUGUGUUAUAGACAUUAACUGUUUCAAAGUGUGGCUGAUUCUGUGGCGCAGCAGGACAGUCAGGCUGUAACUUUAGAUUUGCCACUUAAGGGAUUGUUAACUCCUGUUAAAUGGAUUGUUUGCUGGUCCACUGCAGCUUAUUAACUAGCGGAGUGUGUGCAGAGAAGGAAGAGAGACUUUGCCACAUGUUUCACUGUGGUGAAUUUUCAUAAGGGGAUGUUUGCUCACAGUGAGAUAAAGCAGGCAGACCAUAGUGUAUCAUGAGUUACCUUAUGGCACACCAUUCAGAAAAGACCUAGCUUUGUAAAGACACUAAAAAGUGGGGGCGGGGAAUUAAAAAGCCUUUGUUGAGGCAUAUCGACACAAAUGCAAAAACUCCAAAUAGGUCAUUAGUGUUGUCAUUUCAACAUGCUGAAAAGCUGAUUAAGGCAGGCUUCUUUGUUUGCUUGGUACUUUUGGAUUCCUCAAAAUCACCUGAUACAGUGUGUUGCACUUGGUCUUUAAUUCAUUUCACAUUCUAUUCACUUGUUUUUUCAGUUUUUUCCCCCCAACAAUUCUGUAUUAAGUUGCUGUAAAUGUAACGUGAUUGCUUUUAUUCCUUGUAGAUCAGAUGUGCAAUAAUUCAACUAUAGUGUGUUUGCUGUGAGAGUGAGUCGACUGAGAGGUUGAGACUGAAGAGUGAAAUCAUGGCAUGGAUUUGUAUUUUUAAAAAAAGCAUUUCUAGUCUGUCUGUGCUUAAAUUAAUAUGUUGACUGUUUUUUUGUUACAUUAACAAAAGAGUAACAGCAACUGUGGCACAUUGUAUGUAUGAUGCUGCAUGUUUGAGAGGUUAUGUGUGAGGAGAGAUAGUCUGUACUUUUUUACUCGAAUAAACCAGGCAUUCUUUAGUAAAUUCA
Micropterus dolomieu (smallmouth bass) is the source of this 2543-nucleotide messenger RNA. Its product is annotated as LHFPL tetraspan subfamily member 2a protein-like. The transcript has 3 exons. The coding region runs from base 482 to 1150 and encodes 222 amino acids. NCBI's taxonomy places the organism in Eukaryota, Metazoa, Chordata, Actinopteri, Centrarchiformes, Centrarchidae. Gene Ontology annotation, cellular component: membrane. The record is from RefSeq and is a predicted model, not a curated record.